Molecule: messenger RNA, 279 nt
Organism: Pieris macdunnoughi
Lineage: Eukaryota; Metazoa; Arthropoda; Insecta; Lepidoptera; Pieridae
Source: the annotation of a GenBank genome assembly
AUGGGGCGCUAUGUAAGUAGCAACAAAGCAAUUUGGCGUAUAUUUUCAUUUGCAAUCCAUGAAAGAUACCCUACAGUAGUCCAUUUAGAAAAUGGUCAACGAGUUUAUUUUAAUGAAUCGAACGCGGCAGACAGAGCGGCACGUCCACCAUCGACAACAUUAACAAGUUUCUUCACAGUCUGUCAUACUGAUGAUUUUGCUCGCACUUUGCUGUAUGCUGACAUGCCACGCUAUUACAUAUGGAACGCAUCAUCGAAUGUUGUUAGUAAAUGUUCGUAG